GCAAGCCAGCAACCCCAGCAAGCAAGCAAGAGCGCGUCAGAAACCACCAAGGAGCCGGUCAGUUCUGUUCCCAAGAAGCAAAAGGACCUCCACAACCCCGACUGCUGCUGCUGUCGUCCGUGACCAUGGACAAGAUCCUGGCCUUCUCCAUCCUGAGCUCAUCGCCGGCGGACAUCUCCGCGGCCGGGUUCUUCUCCACGCGGCUAUCGUGGCGGACCUCCGCCGCCGGGAAGCCUCAGACGCCUCAGGUGGACCCGGCACCGCAAAAUCAGAAGGCCGCCGAGCAGCAGCGGGGCUCGCCGCGGGUCCCGGCGGCGGAGCGCGAGCGAGAGGCGCGGCCGCGGUUCGCGCCGGAGUUCGACGGGCUCAACUGCUUCGAGUCCAUCGUCUCCUUCUGAAUUCCGGGGGGCUCCGCGUGACAUGGUUCCCCUCCCCGCUUGAAUUCGUUCGUUCCUCUCUUCUAAUUAAUUUUGGGAUGUUUGCUGACUAAAGCGACGAGUAAUCUGUACAGAGCUGCUGUAUACCGCGUCCUAUUGAAUGGAUCAUCAUACGUUCGUUUGAUUUUUUAUGUUAUAAAGAUUUGAUUGAUGCC
Messenger RNA from Sorghum bicolor (sorghum), 592 nucleotides. RefSeq lists its product as uncharacterized. The coding region runs from base 126 to 398 and encodes 90 amino acids. Lineage: Eukaryota; Viridiplantae; Streptophyta; Magnoliopsida; Poales; Poaceae. The record is from RefSeq and is a predicted model, not a curated record. The transcript has a single exon.